AUGGGGGUGCUUUGGCGAAAAAGAUCCCUUUUGUUGAAACUAGUAGUGAUAGUAGGGACAGCGUGGUUCACGAUCGCGUUUUUACUUUAUUCGGACAAUGGUGCCACGUCUCCAAAUAGGAUCGAAAUGCCCGAAAUGUUGAGAGAGCGUGAAAAUCGGGAAAAUCGUGUUUUAGACCGUGAAAAUGUCGAGAGGGUGGUCCCGUUCAGGACAGCUUCCAGUUUGAAGGUGGAAAGAAGGGAGGAGAAGCGAGAGGACGACGGGGGAGUUCUGGCGCCUCCCCAAGAUAACUACGGGGAGAUGGGGAAGCCUGUCGUGCUGCCUGCCAAUCUGUCGGCGGACGUUAAAAAAAUGGUGGACGACGGUUGGUUGAAAAACGCUUUUAAUCAAUACGCUAGCGAUUUGAUUAGUGUGCAUAGGAGCUUACCAGACCCUAGAGACGAAUGGUGCAAAAAGCAAACCUACCACUCUCGACUACCCUCCACCUCAGUCAUCAUCUGCUUCCACAACGAAGCGUGGUCGGUGCUCCUGAGAACUGUCCACUCUGUCCUCGACAGAUCGCCCUCCGACCUCAUCGAGGAGGUCAUCCUCGUGGACGACUUCUCCGACAUGGAGCACACCAAGGAGCAGCUGGAGGAGUAUUGGGCCAAAGAGCCCAAGGUGAGGAUCGUGAGGGCGAAGAAGAGGGAGGGAUUGAUCAGGGCGAGACUAAUUGGCGCCGCCCACGCCAAAGGCAAAGUCCUCACCUACCUCGACUCCCACUGCGAAUGCGCCCUCGGCUGGCUGGAACCCCUUCUGGACCGCAUCGCCCUCAACCCCACCAACGUCGUCUGUCCCGUCAUCGACGUCAUCGACGACGCCACCCUCGAAUUCCACUAUCACGACAGCGGCGGCGUCAACGUGGGCGGCUUCGAUUGGAAUUUGCAGUUCAAUUGGCACGCGGUGCCCGAACACGAGAAGAAGAAGCAUAAAAAUACGGCGGAGCCGGUCUGGAGCCCCACCAUGGCCGGGGGGUUGUUCAGUAUUGAUAAGGAUUUCUUCGAAAGGUUAGGAACCUAUGACGACGGUUUCGAUAUAUGGGGUGGAGAGAAUCUGGAACUGUCAUUCAAAACGUGGAUGUGUGGAGGCACCUUAGAAAUCGUCCCCUGUUCCCACGUAGGCCAUAUAUUCAGGAAACGUUCUCCCUACAAAUGGAGGCAAGGCGUCAACGUCCUUCGAAGGAAUUCCGUUCGGCUAGCCGAAGUAUGGUUGGACGAAUACGCGAAAUACUACUAUCAGAGGAUAGGAAACGAGAAGGACGAUUACGGUGACGUCAGCAAAAGGAAAGAGUUGCGGAAAAACUUGGGCUGCAAGAGCUUCAAAUGGUUCUUGGACACCAUUUACCCGGAGCUGUUCAUUCCCGGCGAAGCGGUAGCCAAUGGAGAGAUACGAAAUCUCGGAUAUGGUGGGAAAACGUGUCUCGAUUCACCUGCCAGGAAAGCCGAUAUGCAUAAACCGGCCAGCCUAUAUCCAUGCCACCGACAGGGUGGAAAUCAG
Molecule: messenger RNA, 1536 nt
Organism: Phaedon cochleariae (mustard beetle)
Lineage: Eukaryota; Metazoa; Arthropoda; Insecta; Coleoptera; Chrysomelidae
Source: the annotation of a GenBank genome assembly